ACAAACUCUACUGCAUGUGGACUGUUGUUGCAAACACAUGUUGCUAAUUUAUUGUUUUCAUCUACCUUACUCGCCAUCGCUGUUCAGUCGGAGCACAGCAGUCUUGGUGACUGUAGGCGAUGGAGGAAGAGGAUGAAGGUGAUCCUUGCUUCACCCUAGACUUGUCUUCGUUGAUAUCCUUGGCGGAUUGGCAGAGUCUUAGCACUGCAGAAUGCCAGGCCAAGUUGGUGGAGCUGCUUGUAACUGAUACAGCUGUGGAGGCGAUAUGUGUGUGCUGUCGUCCCAUUCUUCCUGAUCUUUGUGGACGACUGCUGUCCUAUUGCAAGUCAAGGACACACAUCAGCCCGCAGCAACAUCUUGGGAUCUGCUGCGCUUUGUCCAAGGUUCUGGUUGCCUCUCCCAACCUUUUAGGUUUUGUGCUCAGGUACUUUGAAGAUGCGCCGGCACCAUUCAACUGCCUUGAAAAUGUCAACCUGCAGUCAGUGCUUGUCACCUGUCUCAGGUUCCUUCGAUGUGCAGAAAGUACCUUUGCCAGAAAGUGGAAUUGGCAUAAGCUUUUGCCGUCAAUGACCCAUCAUGAUCCGAUGAUUUCUUGGUAUACGCUGUCGGUGUGCUCCAUCGUCUUUGGCUUGUCAGAUGCCAGAGUUGAUGUUAUGCGGAGCAAAUUCCUGCCUAACGAGCAUGCGAAAUUCAGAGUUCAAGCUCUGUUUGAGCAGGAACGAGAGGAGAGAGAACUCCGCAAACAAGCCUGCGUGAAACCACGUAGCUCUGGCCCAGCGCCAUGCAUAGUACAAGUAUCUCGCACCGAUCUGCAUCCUUUAACGGUCUGUGUUGGAGAUGUGCUGUUAUGUCGCCGGAGCUCUUCUUUAGAUAUGCUACAUUCUCAUCAUCUAGUCCAAGUGGCAUCCACAAGUAAUGCACUGUCCGAGAUUGCACGUGCCGUCAACAAAAGUGAGCCUGUUCUCCUGGAGGGUGCCGUGGGUGUUGGCAAGACAUCUCUUGUUGACUACCUGGCAGCAGUCACUGGCAAUGGCAAGGCUUUGGUCAGUGUGCAGCUUAGUGACCAGACUGACAGCAAGAUGCUCAUUGGUAGCUACUGCUGUACGGAUAUGCCCGGACAGUUUGUAUGGAGACCAGGCGUGCUCACACAGGCGGUGAAGGAAGGUACCUGGAUCAUCCUGGAGGACAUCGACACCGCUCCCAUGAGUGUGAUUUCACUACUGCUCCCGCUGCUGGAGAGCCGUACCCUGACAUUGCCAGGCCAUUCGCAGAGCCUGACAUGUGCCACAGGCUUCCAGAUGUUCAUCACUCGAAGGUGCCGUGGCAUCAGCUCAGGCACCACUGUCGGGACAGGUCUGAUAGAGAAACUGUGCACGCUUGUGAAAGUGGCAGCUUUGUCCGCCGAGGAGUUGAAGACGGUUGUUGAUGCUUCAUUUGAAGCACUCCAAGUAAUCAGCAGCCGUCUUGUUGAGGUUUUCCACUCACUUCUGGAAAUGAACACUACAUCGUCACUAUCAGCUCUGGUGACAUCUGGUGGAGCUUUAGCCAAUCGACGUCAGUUCUCGCUGCGAGAUUUCAUGAAGUGGUGUUCUCGACUGAAUGUACUUGCUGAUCAGGUGCCUUCAAUUGCAACCGCUGGUAAAGAAGUGUUUCAGGAGGCUUUGGAUUGCUUCUGUGCAUCUGUGUCAUCGCCAGAAGUGUAUCCUGAAGUCGCUGGUCGCAUUGCCACUCUUCUCGGAAUCACAAAACCAGAGGUGCAGUACUAUUGCAAGACGCACACGCCGGCUGUGCAGGCCGCAGCCACAUGCGUUCACGUCGGUCGCUCAACGAUGAUCGUGAAUGAAAUCCAGAAGCCAGUCACAUUGACCAGUGGCAUCGUGCGAUACCAUGCGUACACCCGCCCUACUGUUGUUUUGUUGGAACAACUCGCUGGCUGCGUCACACACAACGAGCCUGUUCUGCUGGUGGGAGAAACGGGCACAGGAAAAACGUCCACUGUGCAGCACUUGGCUGAGCUUUCUGGUCAUGAGCUGGUCGUCAUCAACCUCAGUCAGCAAACAGACAGCUCAGAUCUUCUGGGAGGCUUCAAGCCAGUCAGUCUUCAGCACUUGAUUCGUCCAUUCAAGCAAGACUUUGAGCAAUUGUUUCGCCUCUCCUUCUCUGUUAAAAAGAAUGCUAAGUUUCUGCGUCACGUUCAGGAAAGCUUCUCGAAAGAGAACUGGGAGAUUCUUUUCCAACUGAUGGGUCAUACCAUCAAGGCAACACUAGCGAAACAGAAUGCCGAAGGCCUACACGAUCAGUGGCAAGAUCUGAGCAGACGGCUCGGUCGCUUGCAGGAGCAGCUCAAGCGUGGUGCUGGUGCUUUUGUUUUCGCCUUUGUUGAGGGAAAACUAGUGGAUGCAGUUCGUAAGGGGCAUUGGUUGCUCCUGGACGAGAUCAACUUGGCCAGCCCAGACACACUGGAAUGUUUGAUCAGCUUGAUGGAACCCAAUGGCUCCAUUCUGUUGAUGGAGAAGGGAGAUCUUCAGCCUGUACAUCGCCAUCCUGACUUUCGACUAUUUGCUUGCAUGAACCCAGCCACAGAUAUCGGCAAACGCAACCUGCCCGUCGGCGUUCGCAACCGAUUCACGGAGCUGUUUGUUGCUGAGCUUGAGAAGGCUGCAGACUUAGAGCACCUGGUUCAUGAGUACUUGCGCCGUGUAACCGUUGGUCACACUCGCGCGUAUGUUGGAGGUGUUGUCAGGUUUUACUUGGCUGCAAAGAAAGCAGCAGAAGAGAAGUACACUGAUGGAACCGGUCAUCGUCCGCACUAUAGCUUGCGAACACUGUGCAGAGGACUGCGGCUUGCUUCAUGUAACCUUUAUGGAUCAAUGGAAAGAAGCUUGUUUGAGGGAUUGCUGUUCAGUUUCUUGACCCAGCUCGAUCGCCAAUGGCAUCCUGCAUUGAGCAAGCUGAUCCACCACCAUGUCCUGCCGGACACCAAGAUUGAUACUCUGAUCAAACACAGCUUACCUAUGCCCACAACGGCCUUGCCCACAGAUAAGUUUGUGAAGGUGGAAGGCUAUUGGAUUCAAUGUGGCCCCCAAGAACCCGUCACAAUUGAGAACUAUGUCCUGACACCUGCAGUAAAGGCAAACUUGAGAGACAUCUCGCGGGCUGUUGCGGCUGGUCGACCGCCAGUACUUCUGCAAGGUCCUACAUCAGUUGGAAAGACCAGCUUGAUCCGUUACCUGUCCUCCUUGACAGGUCAUGUAUGCAUGCGUAUCAACAACCACGAGCACACCGAUCUACAGGAGUAUUUAGGCAGCUAUGUAACCGGUAGCAACGGCCAGUUGGUUUUCCAGGAAGGUGUUCUAGUGACAGCCAUGCGUCAUGGUCACUGGGUGAUUCUGGAUGAACUCAACUUGGCACCGACUGAUGUCUUGGAAGCUCUGAACCGAGUACUGGACGACAACCGAGAGCUGGUCAUUCCAGAGACAGGGCAAGUUGUCAAAGCGCACCCGAAGUUCAUGCUGUUUGCUACUCAAAAUCCAGCUGGACUGUAUGGAGGAAGAAAGAUGCUGUCCCGUGCCUUGCGUAAUCGCUUUAUUGAGCUGCACUUCACGGAGAUGCCCAGCGCUGAGCUGAAGACCAUCCUGGAGAAGCUCUGCUCCAUUCCAGGCUCUUAUGCAGCCAGGAUGGUGGCAGUCAUGCAGGACCUUCAGACCAUGCGUAAAGGUUCGAGUGUCUUUGAAGGCAAGCAUGGCUUCAUCACACUACGUGACCUGUUUCGCUGGGCGGAACGUUACCGCCGGUCUCCCAAGUACGCUCAACUCUACGACUGGGACCAGCAUCUUGCUGAAGAUGGCUUCUUGCUGCUUGCUGGACGAGUACGUCGGCCUGAUGAGGAAGUUAUUAUCCGAAGUGUCUUGGAGAAACGCUUCAAGUGUAGCAUCGACACUGAUCGCCUGUUUGGCAACUGGUCGGCCAAGAGUUCUCCCGUGUUUGAAUCAAUGUCUCCAGCGACGAGGCCUGUACUGGAGGCAGCUGUGGGGCAUGCACAACAGUCUGAGAGUUUCAAACACUUGGUUUGGACACGUCCCCUUCGACGCCUAGUUGUCCUGGCUGGCCGUGCCAUGGAGUUUGAUGAACCUCUGCUGCUCGUGGGGGAGACUGGAUGUGGCAAGACCACAGUGUGUCAGCUGCUGUCCGAGCUGAGGAAACAGAAGCUCUAUUGUGUGAACUGUCACAUGCACUCGGAGGCUGGUGACUUCUUAGGUGGUUUGAGACCUGUUCGUGCGACUCAACCGGAUGAAGAGCCUAGCAAGUUGUUUGAGUGGCAAGAUGGUCCUCUUGUGUGUGCCCUGCUCGAUGGUGGAGCGUUUCUUGUGGAUGAAAUCUCUCUGGCUGAUGACUCUGUGCUGGAGAGACUCAACAGUGUUUUGGAGCCAGAGCGCUCGCUCCUUCUUGCUGAAAAGUCUAUGGAUGAGAGUGAUGUGGAUGGCAGUGCAUGUGAAGUGCGUGCUAAGGAGGGCUUCUGCUUUCUUGCAACAAUGAAUCCGGGUGGUGACUUCGGAAAGAAAGAGCUCUCACCUGCCUUGCGUAACCGUUUCACUGAAAUCUGGUGCCCAGAAGCUGACGAUUCUGCUGAUAUCUGCGCCAUUGUGGAUCUCAACAUUCGCGAUAUUAUCAUUAAAGAUCUUGGCCGUAUGCAGAAGAGUAUUGGUCAGAUGGUGGUUGACUUUCUACAGUGGCUCACGACUCACCAUGCGAAGCAAUUAACCGUCAGCAUCCGUGACCUACUCAGUUGGAUUACGUUCAUCAACGAGUUUGCACAGCCGCACUUGUAUGUACUAGUCGAGGAUAAUUACCGCCAACCCCUGCAAGCAUAUGUGCAUGGUGCAUGUCUUGUGCUCCUGGACUCGUUGGGAUCUUCUGAGCUGCGCCAGUCUUGCUUGGACUUUUUGAUGGAGCAGGUUGGCGAUUUAGGAGUCGAUGAGGAUUGUAUUCCUACCAACAUUGGCAAAGACACGCAUGGUCGAUUGAGUUGUGGCUCAUUCCACAUUGAAAAAGGUCCCAACACUGUAGUGUCUCCGCCAUUUGCACUGAAAGCUCCUACUACUUCGGAGAAUGCUCUGCGUGUGUUGCGUGCGUUCAAGUUGGAACGUCCAAUACUCCUGGAGGGCUCACCCGGAGUGGGCAAGACCAGUCUGAUAUCUGCCAUUGCCAAACAGACUGGCUACAAGAUGACCAGAAUCAACUUAUCCGAACAGACUGAUGUGACGGACUUGUUUGGUGCUGACUUACCCGUGGAGAAUGGUAAGGGUGGUCAGUUUGCGUGGAGGGACGGUCCCUUUCUCAGCGCAUUGAAGGAGGGCCACUGGAUCAUGCUGGAUGAGUUGAACCUGGCCUCGCAGUCUGUCUUGGAAGGCCUCAAUGCAUGCCUGGAUCAUCGCGGAGAGGUGUAUAUUCCAGAGUUGGGCAAGUCAUUCAAAGUCCAGCAUGGCUCAACGCGAAUCUUUGCAUGCCAGAACCCACUUCAACAGGGCGGCGGACGUAAAGGUCUUCCCAAGUCUUUCCUCAACAGGUUUACUCAGGUAUAUGUGGAGCCACUUACAGCCGACGAUCUUUUGUUCAUCGGUAAAGCCAUCUACCCUUCAAUUCCACAGGAAAUGCUGAAGAAUAUGAUCUCCUUCAAUGCCAAGGUUCACAAGGCAAUCAAUGUGGAGCGUUCAAUUAGCCUGUCAGCCGGCUUGUGGGAGUUCAACCUCAGAGAUGUGUUCCGUUGGUGCGAUCUUAUGAUGACAUAUCAGAAUGGAGGUCCACUCAGCCCAGGCCAGUUUGUUGACUUGCUGUAUGCGCAGCGAAUGCGACACCCGACCGACCGAAUGCAGGUGCUCAAGCUGUAUGUGGAGACGUUCAACUAUGCCAAGGAGACAUCGCUGUUUCACUUGGGCGGUUGCAUUCUCAUGUCACCAAGCAGAAUUCAGCUUGGUCAAGUGAUACUACCUCGCUCUGAAGAAAGGCCACCACCAUGUUCAUACACGUUCAACCAUGAGGAUAACUCCGCAUUGGAAGCAUUGGCCACAUCGUUGCAAAUGGGCUGGAUGACGAUUCUGGUUGGACCUUCUUCAAGCAGGAGGUCGGCUGUUAUUCGAACACUGGCGUACUGUUGUGGCCUGAAACUGGUAGAAAUGCCUGUCAAUAGUGCUAUGGACACCACCGAACUGCUGGGUGGAUUUGAGCAGGUGGAUAAUGUCAAGAAGUGGCUGGAGCUCAUUACAGAUGUUGAGCAUUUUGCACAGGAGUGUAUUCGGGAAGCGCUCUCUUACAGUGCUUUUCUGAACACUGCCCGUGAGGUGUGGGCCAAUCUGUCACCCACUUGCACUGAGAUUGAUAAGCUCUACACUGAGUUGACCUGUCUGAAGGCCAUGAAUCACCAAGAGCUGACCCCAGAGCACUUUCAGCAGUGUCAUUUUGUGCUCUACUGUAUUUCAUCUAUGCUGAAGGCAGCGGGAAUGGGAGGUGUCCAUGCGGCAAUUACUGUUUUGAAGGAGAAAUUGGACAGCUUGGCAUCUGUGCUUUCAUCUACGACCACCAUGGAUGCUGGCUGCUUCAAGUGGGUUGACAGUUUACUAGUUACUGCAGCUCGUCAAGGCCAUUGGAUUCUUCUCGAUAAUGCUAAUUUCUGCAGCCCAUCAGUUCUCGAUCGUUUGAACGCCAUGUUGGAGCCAGAUGGUGUGUUGACCAUCGAUGAACGUGGCUUGGAGGAUGGUGAAAUUGUCACCGUAAAGCCUCAGCCUAACUUCAGGCUGAUUCUGUCCAUGGACCCAAAGCACGGUGAGUUAUCCCGGGCUAUGAGAAACCGUGGGAUUGAAGUCUGCUUGCUUGACUCGUCAGCAGCAGAGGAAGACGAGGAUGAUGAUCAGAAGAAUGAUACAGAUCAGGAGAAUGAUGCAGAUGUUGAUAGCAUGGACGUGGAAGAGGAUUCUUGCAUGCCUGUUGCGGAACACGUGGCGGCAAUGGAUGAUGAGGAAGAAGAAGAAGACGAAGAAGACACCGAGGAUCACGAAGACGAUCGGCCUGCAUGGGAUCUCCCUCUGUCAACACAUUGCUCUGACAGUCAGCUGGCACGUGCUGUGCACGAGAGCAAUGUCUUGUCAAUGUUUGAUAUUGAACGAGAGGACAUCAAGAGCAAUGACUUGUUCAACAUGGCCCUGGACUUGUACAUCUUGCAAUCCACUGAUGAGGAUAUUGCUCUUCGCCGUGAAAUCAUCAACACCUGGUUUGCUGAAAUGAAACUGCCGAUUGAGGAAUUCGGCUGGGUCUCUGCUAGAUUUAAGAAGCCUUACGGGAUUGAGCACAAUCUAGCUCGUCUAAAACUAAACGAUGGGCUCGAUCCCAACUUGGGCCAGUUCUAUUUGCCUGCUGAUAUUUUCGAACACACUCAGACGGUCCACUACAUAGAUCAGGCAUUGGAAGAUCAUGAUGAUAUGGCUCCUGUGAUAUCAACGUCCAAGGCUGCUGUGAUGCAUGUCGAGUUACAUAGUCAGGAGCACGACGAGGAAAUCCCUCCGUUCAGCUUACAUGCACUCUCAAAACAACCGGAAGACGUACCUACUGUAGCAGGUGUGAAGCACCGUGCUAUUAUAUCCAAGAUUGCACCAUUGGUGGAGAGCUCCUUUGAUCUACUACGCGGCUAUAUCAGAGAUGAAGCAGCGUCAUUGACUGAGGCUGCAUUGGACGCGGCUAUGCGGGGCCUGUUCUGGCGGCGUCAGUUUGUGGCAUUUGUACGCCAGCCUGUUGGUUGGACAACAUUGGCGGAAAUGCUGCUCAUGUGGUCAUGGUUUGACAAACAUGUUGUCAGUCUUGUGAAUCGGGUGUGUCCUCAUGUCCCAGAGGAGUUCAAUGCAACAGUGAGGCAGAUGCGCACCCUGCUGCCACAAUACGAGCGGUGGGCGGUCAGCGGUGAAGAGUGGCCGUUACUGAUUGGACACCCUCCACCACUUUCCAGCAAGAAGGCUUCUGACUGUUGGAUAUCAUUGUACCGGUCCGCUGAUCAGCUAGUAUCUGCACUGACUGGUCGGACACUGUCAGUUGCUGCAUCCACCGGCAAGUUGCCCGAGCUUAAGCAGCUCUGGUUUACUUGUGUGGAACUGCUUCGCAACCUGUGGCUCUCCCUGCUGGUCAACAACCCUGUGCCAGAAGCAAUGGUCGAGAAGUGUCACUCGUGUUCUGACCAAAUCAAUAAAGCCUUAAUGGCUUGCCAUGCAGCUAAUGAAGAUGCGGCUAUGCUGGAUGCAUUGUCUGCCGGUCAGCACAUGGCUACGUCAGGACUGGAAGUGGAUUUGACAUCAUUUGCUUUGAUGAGUCCAUUUCUGAUGCAGGCUCUAAGAGCCAUUGUCACGAGGGUCACGAGCCUUGCAACUGUUCGACAUUGCUUACAAGACACAAUAGACGAAGGUUUGGGCCAAGACGAAGUAGAAGCGCUGACCGCAUACAUUGCACCCGUCAUCGGCUAUACACGCCAGUAUAGUGUGUUGGUCCCUGUGGUCAUCGUGGCUUUACUUGAGUCACUGCGUAGUCUUCUGCAAUCCAGUCAGGAUAUGAACACAUUAUCAUCCCGCUGCGGUCAUAUUCUGCCAGCAUUGACAUCCGCUGUCCUCUCUUGGAGUCAGCAGUACAAGCAAUCUGAUCUCAGCAAUGUGUCGCUGUCAUCUGUACUGUUCAACUUGUUUUCUACUAGUGAAGCAGCCAUGAAAUCGAGUAUCACUGGUCUAAGGAACGAUGUCAGUGGCAGUGCCAGCGGUAGUGCUAUUUCUCUGAAUGCAUUCUCUCUGGCUGCCCAGAGCAACAGUGAGCGCUUCUUGAACGAUUUCCAAUGGCACUUGUGGAUAAAUGCUGUGCAGGAGAGACAACGCCGAUGGACACAGAUCAAGGCCAACCUGCUUACUCAGUUCAUGCACAUUGUGGCUUUCAUCACAGAAGUUCCAAGCCAGGAGUUACACGAUACGCUGCAGGACAGCUUUGAUCAAUACCUGAACUCUAUUGCCAAUGCAGCCAACGAACCGUUUUUGUUUGACAAUAUCGACACGGACGCUUUUCAUGGCGACGAGCUCAGUGGAGCCACUGUCGAUGACCUUGAAGCGUAUGUGGGCGAUAUCCUGCAGGGCUUCAAUAACUUCAUGACAUUGGACUCAUGGAACGUGGAUCUGGGCGCUAGUGCCCGUGCAGCGCAGAUUUCCAUCAAGAUGAGCUUGUUCAAGAUGAGGCUAGUGACUCCUUGUGACCAGGUGGACCCAGCUGUUCGGCGGACAUUGUGCAUUGAUCACUGCCAGCAAAUGUCCGCCACAUUGAGAUGUCAACGCGAGCUACAGCGUGCAUUCGACAUGCUUAGAUUUGGAAGGAACAGCUCACUAUACGCUCUUGUUUGUGAGCAACUGUAUCAGGAUCAGCAUGGCUGUGUAGCAUUGUCUCCGUUCGCAAUGAAUCCAUUCAAGGAGAAACGGCUGCACCAGCGCAUGUUGGCCGUCGCUGAACUAGUUCAGGAGAAUAAACAGAGUGCAAUAUACCGUCCUGAAGCCGAUGGUUAUAGUUCGCUCGUGCAGACUAUGACAAGUUUCAAGGAGCUGCUGGCAGACUCUCAGAAAAUCGAUCUGCUGUUGAACCCAUUGUGUACUGCCCUGAGUGAAGGUGUGGUGGCAGACGAUGUAGAGCACGUGCAGAAUGCGCUACAAGCAGCCCAGACUUGGCAACAGUCUGUACAGCAGUUCUGCAGCACCAUGCAGCACUCAUACGCACAGUAUGCUGAUGUGGCUGAGCCUUGUGUUGCCGCUGCUAAUGAGAUAAGUGAUGCUGUCCAAUGGGUGAUGGACGAGUGCAAAGAGAAAUACGGCACCUGGAAUUUGGGAAAGGGCUACGUUGUGCUGGAGAAGGCCCUGUGCACUUUCCCUCUUCCUCCGAACAGUUUCUUCCACAGGAACACUAUUCAUGCAGAAAAGCUUCUUGCGGAUGGCUUGCUCAACCUACGGUUACCAUCAUCUGCAAGGACAAGUUGUCUUGUGUCAGCAUUCUCUCACAUACACCUGGGUGUUGUGCUGAACGGCUCGUUGACCAAGUACCAGUCGUUGUUACGCAAGGUCCAGCGUGCAGUCGCUGACCUGUGGUGGCAGGUGAAAGCAGAAGAGAUCAAAAAGGCAGAGGAAGAAGCUGAAAUGUACAAGAGGAAGGGUCAGUCUCAUGGUGAUUCACUAGCUGAAGUGGAAGAGGCUGUUGAGGAGAAUCUGCGCUCAAUGUUCCCGACCUUUGAUGGCGACUUUGAGGACUUGAACCAGCCAUCUAGCUUUGAGAAUAGCGCACCAAAGCAACAGCCACCUUCCUCGGCUGACAGCUCUGCUGAUGUUGGUGGUGCUAAGCCGCUUUUGUUCCAGACUUCCGACAUGCAUCAUAUGUGUGUCAUGCAUGAGAAGAUAGUUCUGGAGCGUGCCACUACUGUUGACACAGCUGUUGUCAGUAACUCCACCGUCGAACUUGUUCGUGAUGGCUUCAAUGCAGCGUGCCGUCUGAAUGAAGCUAGACUACGUACCUAUGCUGAGACAUCUGCAGAUGGAAGUCUCACGUGUGAUGUUGACGAUGCCCUGAGAUUACCCGCUCUACUGGUGUGCCAUAACACACGCAAAACACUGUCCAAACCGGCUCCCAUUGCGCAGUCCAAGCCGUCUCAGGUAGCUAUUCCGUGUGCCCAAGAUACGAAAACAAGCUAUGACAUCUAUCACGACCCCAAUCCGGCGGAAGUGCAGCUAGCACAGCCUGUGCUCACUCAAUUCCUUGAUGCUGUCAACAAAUUUCUUGAGCAAUGGCCGGAGCAUCCUGCAUUGUUGCAGCUGACAGUUGUCAUCCGAAGGGUGCUGUCAUUCCCACUUCAAAGCUCGCUUAUGAAGGUUCUUCAAGGCUUAGAACUUCUCUUGCAGAAAUCUCAGGACUGGGAAUCUUAUGCUGCUCGUGCAGUAUCUCUACAGACACACAUUGAAGCUGUUACUGAUCUGAUUCUUCGCUGGAGGCGUCUAGAAUUGAAGUUUUGGCCUUCCAUUUUGGAGACGUGUGCUCAUCGUGUUGCGGCUGAGGCUAGUCGCUGGUGGAUGCAUCUUAAUCAACUGCUGUUUUCUGACGAUGAAGACAAGGAUCUUGAUGCCACCAUGGAAGCAGUGCAGACGUUUAUUGAGGCUUCACCUGUCGGAGAGUUCCCAUCGCGACUCCGCAUGCUCAAGACCUUCUACACUCAGAUAGUAGCAGAUAAGCGCCGGCAUUAUGAAUCGCUGUGUCCCAUACUGUGGAACGCUUACCACUACUACAGUCAGUUCACACCGGAAGUCUGUCAGUGGGUACAGCACAAGAAAACACCACUGGAAAAAGAGCUCAAGGGCUUUGUUCGAAUUGCAAGGUGGAAUGAUGCCAACUACUGGGCCAUUAAGCAGGCGACAGAGAAAACGCACCGCAAGCUCCACUCCUAUGUGGUGAAAUUCAGGAAUAUCCUGGCGGAACCAGUGAGCACAGUCCUGCGAACCAGCUCAGUCCUAGCUAUCUCCUCUGACCAUGCGGAUGUCAAACAAGAACCUGGGACUUCUGCGCAGCGACCUAUCGGGAAAUUCACCGCAACACCUUCAACAUCAAUUGAUGCGGCAACUUUGGAAGAUCCCAGCAUGUCUGAGCUCGUGAAGCGGCUUCCAUCCCUCUCAGCUCGUACUGUAAAACUGCAGGAACGACUAUGGAAAAAAUGCCCGCAUCAUCAGCUGACUGAGAGUGUGGACGAGUUUGCUGGUGAGAUUGCAUCUACUAUCCAGCACCUGCAAGACUUACCAGUUGAAGGAAGUACCCCGGAAGAACGCACAAAGUCGUUCAAGCGCAUCCUCGUACAGAAGCGCAAUGCACUCACAAGUCUCUUCAAGGCCUCCAAAACGAUUGGUCUGUCUUUCCGCAAAGGAGUUCGCUUGGCGGCUACGAUCCUGGACGAGCACACUUUGAGACUGCCAUGUCUCCUUGAACCAAGCAACGCCCUGCUACUGGGUGCUGGGCCGUAUCCAGAUGACCUACAGAGUUGCAUUGGCUAUGCAGAUUCCGUGUGGACAGGUUGUCAUAAGUACUUCAUGCGCUGUGCAACGCGAUCACCUGCAUUGGAGAUUGCUCUGUCAUCACCGUCCAAAGAACUAACACGUGUGGAGCUGGAGAGGUGCCGUGGCUUGGCAGCUCACCUGUAUUCUCUCCUUCAUGAACAGCGUGAAUUGGCAUCAGGUUUUGUCAAGCAACUGAAAAUCACAAGCAUUUGGUCGUUGAUCCUGUCCGAACUCAAAGACUACUCUCCGGAAUUGUUAGCAUCCACUGAAGCAAGGGACUACUCCACACGUGUGGAGUUAACCAAGCGGCUGACAGAGUGCUCUCUCCAGUCAUUGGUGGACAUGCAGCUGUUGCUUGCUUGUUGCCCAGAGAGCUCAUCGGAAGAGUCGAGUCACCCUACGCCUCUCCACCCAGAGGAUAUACCGCGUCUGCAGCGUGCCGAUGGCAGAGAGCAUGUUGAGCGCGUGUCGCGCCAAGUCUCCGAAUGGCUGACCACGCUGAACAAUCACCUGACAGAUGUGCGCGUUGUAUAUCAGGAGAUGAACCUUGUACGGGAGAUGGCGGGACACUCUGCAGCGAACAUAUUCGCCUGGCGUAAGAGGGGUCCCAUUGAAGCGGCCGAGAGCUUCCUGGCAACGCUCAAGGAUUCAUCUGGAGAGCUCAUUUCCGACUUGGUUAACGGUGAUAACUAUGGAAUUCUCAAGCCACUAAGUACUCUCCAGUCAUUCCUUGCUGGCUUAGUACCCUUUCAGAGCCAUUCAAAUAGCCCAGUGGACUAUGACACCUCAUCCGAAAGCGAGGAGGACUUCUACGAAGACCUGGACAAGCUUGCCAAGCUAUUGUUGCUUGCUACGCAGAAGCUACACAACCUGUGGAUAUCUCCUGAUGCAACGGCAUCAACUUCAGGCGCUUCUCAGGCUGCCAGAGAUAGAGAGGGUCCUGGUAUUGAUGAGAGGAACCAGGGCAGUGAUGUGGAAGAUGCGGCUGAGGACAGUGAUGGUGUUUAUGACUCCGACUACCAAGAAGACCUGCUCACAACCAAGUCUAUCACUGGACUGGAGGCUGCUAUCCGAUGCAUUGACUUGUUCAAGCUCCGUGAUUUGUGUGAGAAUCUCAUGCUGAGAAUUGCAGCUGAGAUUUAUGGUGGAGCUGAUGCUGACACCGUGAAAACCAAGGUCGAUGCGCUUCUCCUUUGCCAGUCUUCGCUGGCGACAGUGAUACAGUGUAGUCAUCGCCUGUACAUUGAACUUCUCUCGCUGCACCGUGCGUCUGCCAAGCUGCUCUCCGUCAUGCAGGGAGUAUUCCUGGAGCUUGCCAGCAAGGGCUUUUGCCGACCUGAUGAAGUGGAGUUUGGAGAAGGCAAAGGUGGUGCACAGGAGUUUGAAGAUCUAGAAGGGACUGGUCUUGGUGAGGGCCAGGGUAUGAAGGAUGUCAGCAAUGAAAUCGAAACAGAAGAUCAGCUGGAGGAUAGCCACCAGGCAGGCAAGGAAGAAGAGAAGAAGACAGAUGAGGGUGAUGAUGAUCCUAUCAAAGAAGAAGAGGACGGCAUAGAGAUGAGUGAAGACUUUGAAGGCCAGAUGCAAGACGCUGAUGACACACAGGAAAAGGAAGGUGACGAGGACAACGAUGAAGACACCGAGACUGAAGACGAUCUUGAAAAGCAGAUGGGUGACGUUGACGAGUUUGGAGAAGAGCAACUUGAUGAGCGCAUGUGGGGAGAUGACUCCGAUGAUGAGCAAGACCAAAAGGAUGGCAAAGACGAAGAAGAGCAGCACGGUGGCGAAGAAACAGGAGAGGAAGCACAAAUGGUCGCCAACGUUGAUGUGUCCGAAGAGGGCAAAGGUCAACGCAAGGAUGACAAGCAUGGUGCUGAUGACGAAGAAAAUGAGGAUCCAGACGACAAGCCGAAGCCGGAAGAUGAUGGCAGUGAUGUCAAUGAACAGGUCAUGGAGCAAGAUGGUGACAACUCGGGUGAUGAGGUUGAUGAUCGGCAAGACCCAUUGACCAACCAGCCUAACGACGUUCCUGACAAUCUAGACCUGCCUGACGAUCUGGAUCUCGAAGAUGAAGCUGACGGUGACGAUGGCGAAGAUCGCAACGCUGAGCCGAAUGAGGAGGAGGACAUGGACUGUGAUGAUGAAGAAGAGUCCAAGACUGAAACUCAGGCUGAAGGCAGUCCCAAUCCUGAGCUGGAGGCAGAAGAAUUUGAUCCAGAUAAGAAUGACGAGGAAGCGGGUCCUAAUAACAAUGAUGAGACAAAUGCCAAUGAGAACACUGGAGAACACGUCAUUCAGGACGGUGCUCAGUCAUCUGCCCAAGAUCAGGCUAUGAAUAGCGAGGAGACUGCAGCCGCUGAGGAGCAGCAGCAGAACAUGGAUGAGGACAAUAGCGGCAAGUCAGCUAACCAACGUCAGGUUAUGGACAGUCAAGAUGGGCAAAUGAGUGUAGAUUCUGCCCCAGUAUCACAGGCCAACCCAAGUGACAAACUUCCUGAUCAGGCUCAGCGGCGACGGGACCGAUCAGCUCACGAUCGCAGCCAGAUGGAAGAGGAGGAAAACCCAGCAAAGCGACGUAAGAUGACCGAUUCAGCACAGAAGUCGGAAGAGCAGAGAGCGAGGGAUGAUGAGAUGGAUGAGGCUGACCUUCAUCGUCAUGUUGGUGAUGACGAGGAGCAUUCGGUUCAAGAUGUUGCGGCACUGGAUGCAGCGAAUGCCAACGAGUCUAAGCAAAUAGCAAAGAAGGAGAAAGAGUUGACUGGGGAGGAGGCGGAUGGAGUAGAUGAAUCCAAACUCCAGCCUCAGCACGACGAUGACGAUGUUGAGGAGAAAAGUGACAUUCCUGCACAGCUCAAGAAGGAGUCUGUUGAGCAUGGUAACAAGCAGAAAAAGAGUGACGGAAGCGUUGCGGACAACGCAGAGCAGGCGUCUGGCUCUGAUGCAGAGCAGGAAAAAGAAGAACCAGAGAGCACAAGAGAGAACAAGAGCUUUGCUUCUGCAUCCAGGCUGGAUGAGGGUGAUGUUAUUGAUAUGGCAACCAUGGAGAAACUUCGAGCAGAGCUGGAGCAUCAGCUUAGCACAUGGUCAUCACCCGCUACUACUGAAGAACUAUCGCCUGCUGCUGCAGCUCACCUAUGGCAUCAGUAUGAGGUAGUGAGCAGUCGCCAUGCACAGACCCUAUGUGAGCAGCUCAGACUGGUCUUGGAACCAACAAUGGCGGCAAAGCUCAAGGGUGACUAUCGCACUGGUAAGCGAUUGAACAUGCGAAAGGUAGUCGCAUACGUUGCUAGCCAGUUCCGCAAGGAUCGCAUAUGGCUAAGACGCACCAAACCCAGCAAGCGCCAGUAUCAGCUCCUACUCGCUGUCGAUGACUCUGCCAGUAUGACGGACUGUCAUGCAAAGCAGAUGACAUUUGAAGCGCUGGCUGUUGUAACCAGUGCACUGCGCUGGCUGGAAGCUGGACAAGUCGGUGUUUGCCGGUUUGGAGAGACAGUGGACUUACUGCAUCCUCUGCAAGAAACAUUCUCUGAGGAGUGCGGAGCUCGCCUGCUUCAGAACCUCACCUUUCAACAGAAGGAAACCUCUUUCAAACAGCUACUGACGUUUUCAACGUCACUGCUGACAUCAGCCAGAGCACAACAAGGCUCAACACCAACGUCUGUUCCGGGACAGCUGUUGAUUAUUCUGUCAGAUGGGCGUGGUGUGUUCCGCGAAGGAAAGGAGGCCGUGAAGCGAGCUGUACGUACGCUGAUCCAACAUGGCAUAUUCGCUGUAUUUGUCGUGUUAGACAAUGUCGGGAACAAGGAUUCUGUCAUGGAUAUCAAGCAACUCAACUUUGCUCAAGGCUCCAAGCCUGUUGUGACGGGUUACAUGGAGGACUUCCCCUUCCCGUUCUACGUUGUCUUGCGGGAUAUCAACUCACUGGCUGACGUUCUGGGCAGCGCCAUGAGGCAGUGGUUCGAAAUGCUGUCUGUUGAGCACCAGUAAUCCACAUCUCUGCAUCUCAUUCAAAAAUCCCUACAGCUCUGUUUUCCCACUAUGUGUUGUGCUGUGCAUGAUCAUCUCAACCAGGGUCAGCAUAAUUAUACAUGUAACGGUACAUGCGUUUUCCUUGCAUAGGUCUAAUAAUCUCAUUGUUGAUGCUCCUUCCCUUGUGGACACUAAAUCAACUACUGCUUCUUCUUCUUCUUCUUCUUCUUCUUCUUCUUCUUCUUCUUCUUCUUCUUCUUCUUCUUCUUCUUCUUCUUCUUCUUCUUUUUUAAUUUAAAAAUCAAUAAUCCUCGUGAUUUUGGUACAGCUAUUCUCUCCAUGCAUGUGCACUGCCAGCAUAUCACAUGGAGUUGCAUGCACACUAACCCGGCUUGGUUCCAGGUAGAGUUUGUCUUGAAACAAGCAUUUUUUCUUUCUUUCGCAGGCUGCUCUUUUUCCUUUUCUUGAGCCAUUGAUGGAUGCUCGAUUCCACAGUUUGUGUGGGUUUUUUAAUUAAUGUACUGGUCUUGAGGGCACUUCUUGUCCAUGCCUGCAAACCGGUUAUUUGUUCCAGUGUUUCAGUUUCAUACUUCUACCUGAACUCAGAAUGUAUUCUCUUUCAUGAUCCAUUGGCUCCAAAGCAUAAAAACUACUCUAAAGUUAGAUGCCCGAUGUGUUUACUACUAUUCAUUGUAGUUUAUUCACAUGUGCACCCUCAAUGAAAUCCAAUUUCGCCGAUAAG
Messenger RNA from Sycon ciliatum, 16797 nucleotides. Its product is annotated as midasin-like. Gene Ontology annotation, biological process: ribosomal large subunit assembly; ribosomal large subunit export from nucleus. The transcript has 117 exons. Gene Ontology annotation, molecular function: ATP hydrolysis activity; ATP binding. The record is from RefSeq and is a predicted model, not a curated record. NCBI's taxonomy places the organism in Eukaryota, Metazoa, Porifera, Calcarea, Leucosolenida, Sycettidae. The coding region runs from base 120 to 16073 and encodes 5317 amino acids. Gene Ontology annotation, cellular component: nucleus; preribosome, large subunit precursor.